This is a messenger RNA of Necator americanus (New World hookworm), 873 nucleotides long. RefSeq lists its product as uncharacterized. The coding region runs from base 1 to 873 and encodes 290 amino acids. The transcript is spliced from 5 exons. The record is from RefSeq and is a predicted model, not a curated record. NCBI's taxonomy places the organism in Eukaryota, Metazoa, Nematoda, Chromadorea, Rhabditida, Ancylostomatidae.
AUGAUCUACCUCUUCGUAUUCCUCGUCCUUGUCACAGCGGUGGUAGCGCAGUCAAGUGCGUUGGAUGCCGCAAAAAUGGACAAUUUAACAGCGGAAGCUGAUGAACUCGUACGGGAAUUCAAUGACUCCGGAAUGAGAAUAACCUCAAAGGUACGAACUUCAACAAAAGGGCACCGUGCUCAGUUGUUAAUAACUCAGAAGCAAUCGGAAGAAGGUCCCGAACGGAAAUCAUCUGCUCUCGGGACUUUUUCUCUUCUCGAUAACAUCAUCUUUCUUCUCGAGAAGAAGAUGAGAAUCAACUAUACGGCUAUCAAACAUCGUAUCUCGAACAUCGUCACUCGUUUCCUUAGCCCUGCUCUGGUCCCGUUUGCCCUCAUGCAAGUGCCAACGCAAGAGGAAAUUCAACAAGCUUUAUUGGCAGUCGAAACCAGGCCCACUUAUCGUGAUAUUCAAUACCCGCCAGCCAGUUCCACUAGACUCACUUCCGAUCCACAGAACCCUGCUACUAAUCACCAAACAUUAUCCAAUCCUCCGUCUCCAUUCUAUCAGCCUCAAUACCUCCCUGCAAUUUCACAACAGCGCUCAUAUCAACCUCAACUCACCUACCUCUCAGCUAAUCAAUAUCCUCAGGAUUACGAAUAUAGUGGCGUCUCGUCUGCGUCGCAGUACUACGGCAACAAUUUCCCGAGACAGUACUAUUGGCCCGGCUCUCAAUACAGUUCCUACCAGCCAAGACUACAGCAACAACACGUUCCACAGUACUACUGGCAACAAUCUCUACAACCUACACAACAACGCCAACCUUCGUACUACUGGGAUUUUUCCACCGGAAACACGUAUUACGACCAGAACUCAGUACUUGAAAAAUACUAA